UUUCGCAACUGCUCGCCUCUCGCCCCGUGCCCGGCUGUUUUUCCAUUUCCCAGUCCUUCUUCUUGAGUACUUUGCCCCUGCAUUUGAGGAGAGGGGCUGGAAAGGGGGCGGGUGGAACGACCGGAGGAGAAGAAGAAAGCGAGGCCCGGAGGAGGAGGAGAAGGAGGAGGAUCGGCGGACCGUAGGGAGGAGACCCCACGCCACCCUUUCUGGUCAUCUCCCCUCCCGCCCCGCCCCUGCGCAUACUCCCUCGCCGGCGAGCUACUUUCGGACGAGGAAAGUGAGGGCGGCCCUGGGUGACAGCGCCGCGGGACUAGUCCUGGGGAAGCCGCGCGUCUGCUCGCGUCUUGUCCGCCGCGCUCCCAGCCAGGGGUACAGCCCGGACCCAGGAUGGCUUCGACUACAACCUGUACCAGGUUCACGGACGAGUAUCAGCUUUUCGAGGAGCUCGGAAAGGGGGCAUUCUCAGUGGUGAGAAGAUGUAUGAAAAUCCCUACUGGACAAGAAUAUGCUGCCAAAAUUAUCAACACCAAAAAGCUUUCUGCUAGGGAUCAUCAGAAACUGGAAAGGGAAGCUAGAAUCUGCCGUCUUUUGAAGCACCCCAAUAUUGUGCGACUUCACGACAGCAUAUCGGAAGAGGGCUUCCAUUACUUGGUGUUUGAUUUAGUUACUGGAGGUGAACUGUUUGAAGACAUAGUGGCAAGAGAAUAUUACAGUGAAGCCGACGCCAGUCAUUGUAUACAGCAGAUUCUAGAAAGUGUAAAUCAUUGUCACCUAAAUGGCAUAGUUCACAGGGACCUGAAGCCUGAGAAUUUGCUUUUAGCUAGCAAAUCCAAGGGAGCAGCUGUGAAACUGGCAGACUUUGGCUUAGCCAUAGAAGUUCAAGGAGACCAGCAGGCGUGGUUUGGUUUUGCUGGCACACCUGGAUAUCUUUCUCCAGAAGUUUUACGCAAAGAUCCUUAUGGAAAGCCAGUGGAUAUGUGGGCGUGUGGGGUCAUUCUCUACAUUCUACUGGUUGGAUAUCCACCCUUCUGGGAUGAAGACCAGCACAGACUCUAUCAGCAGAUCAAGGCUGGAGCUUAUGAUUUUCCAUCACCGGAGUGGGACACAGUGACUCCUGAAGCCAAAGACCUCAUCAAUAAAAUGCUUACUAUCAACCCUGCCAAGCGUAUCACAGCCUCGGAGGCACUGAAACACCCAUGGAUCUGUCAACGUUCUACUGUUGCUUCUAUGAUGCACAGACAGGAGACUGUUGACUGCUUGAAGAAAUUCAAUGCCAGAAGAAAACUGAAGGGUGCCAUCUUGACCACUAUGCUGGCUACGAGGAACUUUUCAGCAGCCAAGAGUUUGUUGAAGAAACCAGAUGGAGUAAAGAAAAGGAAGUCCAGUUCGAGUGUUCAGAUGAUGAUAAACAACAAAGCCAACGUGGUAACCAGCCCCAAAGAAAAUAUUCCUACCCCGGCGCUGGAGCCCCAAACUACUGUAAUCCACAACCCUGAUGGAAACAAGGAGUCAACUGAGAGUUCAAAUACAACAAUUGAGGAUGAAGAUGUGAAAGCACGAAAGCAAGAGAUUAUCAAAGUUACUGAACAACUCAUCGAAGCUAUCAACAACGGGGACUUUGAAGCUUACACGAAAAUCUGUGACCCAGGCCUUACUGCUUUUGAACCUGAAGCUUUGGGUAAUUUAGUGGAAGGGAUGGACUUCCAUCGAUUCUACUUUGAGAAUGCUUUGUCCAAAAGCAAUAAACCAAUCCACACUAUUAUCCUGAACCCCCAUGUACAUCUGGUAGGCGAUGAUGCUGCCUGCAUAGCAUACAUUAGGCUCACACAGUACAUGGAUGGCAGCGGAAUGCCAAAAACAAUGCAGUCAGAAGAGACACGUGUGUGGCACCGCCGGGAUGGAAAGUGGCAGAAUGUUCAUUUUCAUCGCUCGGGGUCGCGAACAGUACCCAUCAAAUUCAACCAGCCUGAGAUCAAAAAUUUUCAGGGGUGGAGAAAUUCCAGCCAUCUUGUAUUCCAAAUGGGAAAGAAAACUUCUCAGGAAGCACCUCUUUGUGGCAAAACAUCUAAGGCCUGAAAACCAUUCCCAUGUGGGUCUUCUAAGUAUCAACAGUGCCACUUCUGCAUUCUCUGUUCUCACCUGGAUGGUAACCCUGGGCCGUCCUCUCCUCCUCUUCAUGCAUGUUUCUGAGUGCAUGAAGUUGUGAAGGUCCUACGUGUAAUGCACAUGUGAUGCAUCAUCUUGUCAUAUAUUCCUUCCUGUACAUUGUUUACACUUCAACUAUGGAGAUGUUCCAUGCAAACUUCAAUCACUGUUGGCAAACAAUAGGGGGAGGUCAGACAAAAUUCCACAAUACUCCAAGUACAAACCUACUCAUCCGGUUUCUCUGCUUAUGCCAAGACUUAACAGACUUCAAAGUUAUCGUUCUUUGAAUGACAGUUUGUAACAGAAAUGUUAGUUUUUAAAAACUCUUUGCUGUUCAUCUGUUUUAGCUUUUUUGUUUAACAAAAAAAGGGAAAAGAAAUUACCUUCAGUUUCCUGGUGUGAUCCUGGUUGAAAUGGUUGAUAUGUCACUGAAAGCUGUGUUGCUGUUUAACAAUUAAAGGGAUUGAUACGUGGGCAGAAUCACUUAUGAAUGUGGAAGCGAGAAUCGGUGGGUUUGCUACUACCUAAAGUCAUGUCUUUUUUGGUCAAACUGUGUAAACUGGAAAAACUCACGUCAUUGACGAGUUUGAUCACUUUAGGGUAUACUUGCACUGUUCUGGUGAAAUUUGCUGAAUUUUUUGUUCCUUUCUCAAACCUAUGCUCUUUUUUCUUCAUUUUCUCCUAUUUCUUUAUUACUUUUGUUUGCUUCCUUUAUAUUUUUCUGCUUUUCAUUCUUUUUUCUCUUUUUGUCUAGUAGUGUGAGAAAAGUGAAAUUUGCAUAAUGAAGGUAAAAUAAAAACAGGCCUUUUGGAGGUGGCUAAACUAGUGCUUUGAUCAUCUUCUGGGCCCAUAAAAAUGAUGUCAAGAAGAUUUCAAAAGUUUGUAAUUCUGCUCGAGUUUGGACGUAGGGAUCCUAACUAUGUUGGAGGUAUUAGAAUUGUUUAAACUUAUAAUAAAAGCAAGUAGGUUCCUACUGUACCUGCACCACGUCUCGCUGAUUGGUGCAGUUGCCAGGAGAGUACCAAGCUGGUCGUAGAUCAGGAUUUUGUGCAAAGGCGCUUCCUUCUGCCUUGCAGGAUGCGCGCCUCCUGCGUCAUCACUGGCUAGUUUUCUGAAGUUAGAGAGGCCUGCGGGUGUUUUCCAUUCUCCUAAGUGUUUGUUUUGAACUCUGUCUCUGUGACUUGUGCUUUUGCGGCUUCUCUCAUGUGUCAGAGUAACAUUAUCUUCCUUCGAGGAGUUAGCAUUUUCCUAUUUAAAAAAGGGGGGGGGGGCGGGAGGGAUUGUCCCUGUUUUCUCUGUGGUUCUCAUUUCUCCUUUGUUUAUUCAAUUCCUGUGGGGCUUUUUCUCCUCCCUGAAAUGCUUUAUAGUGCAUGGUAUCUUCAUCAGCGUUAUUUUAACAAUAGUAAUUCACAAUCCCCAGAAGCCUAUUUUUAAAGCAGAAGCAAAAAAAUAAAAACAUCAACCCUCCCUCUUUUCUCUCAUUUCACCUUUCUGUGUUGAUUACUAAUCACCUUAGAUAUUGUUGCUAGUGGAUGUAUGGUAGAUGGAUUGAAGCUUUUCUGAUAAUUAUUACACGAUUUAAAACAAUAUAUAUUUAAAAUAAAAUAAAUAUAUACAGUAAAUGUAUUGGGCCAUGUUAACCUGCCAAUGAGAUCUGUGAAAAAAAUAAUGGCCUCAUUUUUCCCUUUUUAAUUUCUUUUACCUUUUUGUGCAGCAGCUAUACGUGGCAUACAUGUAUUUUUUAACAAAAUAGGUAUAGAGUGUUUUUUUUUUUUUUACACUUUUAGCAUGUGGUGUUGAAGUAUUAUUACUGUAGAUCAAGUUUGUCUUCCGCACUAAGACGUGAGGAAAUUGUGAUUUGUUCUCUCCACCACAAUUGAAUUACACAUUUAUUAAUUAUCUUCUCUCAUUUUGAAACACUGCAGUUUACCGUGGGACACUGUAUAUAUUUCUUGCCAUAAUGGUAAAUGACUGAUUGAUAUAUUUAAGAGUUAAUAAAUUUGUGAUUUCUGCUGACAA
Orcinus orca (killer whale) is the source of this 4167-nucleotide messenger RNA. RefSeq names its product calcium/calmodulin dependent protein kinase II delta (gene CAMK2D). Gene Ontology annotation, biological process: protein phosphorylation. Gene Ontology annotation, molecular function: calmodulin binding; calcium/calmodulin-dependent protein kinase activity; ATP binding. Lineage: Eukaryota; Metazoa; Chordata; Mammalia; Artiodactyla; Delphinidae. The transcript has 23 exons. The record is from RefSeq and is a predicted model, not a curated record. Gene Ontology annotation, cellular component: neuron projection; cytoplasm. The coding region runs from base 391 to 2079 and encodes 562 amino acids.